Messenger RNA from Effrenium voratum, 1371 nucleotides. The record is from the annotation of a GenBank genome assembly. Lineage: Eukaryota; Dinophyceae; Suessiales; Symbiodiniaceae.
AUGGCUCCUGCACGCAAGGGAACCAAGCGCGCCGCGCAGGCUGCUCUGGAGGAGCCGUUGCACAAGAAGUUGGCGCCGGUGCUGAAGAAGCAUGGCGUGACCCAGGCCUCCUUCAAGCAGAUGGCCGAGGUGCUGGAGCAUCCGCUGACGCAGCUGCCUGAGGAGUGCAAGAAGAUGCUGCUCGCCAUGCUGCCGCAAAGCCUUUGCGUGCCGUCCGACUGCCGCGAGGAUGUGCAGAACCUGGGAGUGACCAUGAUGGCAGAGGUCGUUGCUUCCAUUGAGACCAAGAUCCGAGAGGCCGUGCAGUCGGAGGAGGCCAAGGUGCACGCGGUAGAGUCCUCCAAGGACCAGCUGGAGGGCUCCAGAAAGGAGGCAGAGCAGCACCUCAAGGAGGCGCAGGAUGCGGCGCAGCUUCGGGAGAACGAGCUCCAGAGCAGCUCCCAGGCAGUCGUUGCUGCCAAAGCCAACCUCGCCAAGAAGGAGGAGGAGCAGCGCUCCGGGGACCAGCAGGCCCUGGCCGCGGAGGCGGAGAAGGCGGAGACGGCGGAGGCCUUCUCCGGGAGCUUCAAGAUUCUGAAGGAAGGCAGCUGGGCAACUUCCCCGAAGGAGCACCUGGAGGCCCUGGCGCCGGUGCUGAGCAAGCUGCCCAUGGAGGAGUCCCUGAAGACUGCGGCGGUUCCCGUCCUCAUGCAGGCGCCUGCCUCUCGGGGGGUCUUCGAUGCCACAGUGCUGCAGCAGCUGGAGAAGAGCUUCGAGGACCGCCGGGCGCAGCUGACAGAGCUGCUGCAGCUGGAGGAGCCCCAGCGCCAGGCCCGGGCGGAGGCGUGUCGGGAGGCCCAGGCGCAGCUGGAGGAGGCGGAGGAGAAGCAGAAGGAGUGCUCCGCCAACGUCCUGGCAGCGAAGCAGCACCAGAAGGAGGCCGCGUGCGGUCUCAAGGCUGCUGGGGAGGCGCUCGAGCAGUUCGAGCCCAACCUCAAGGCAGCGAUGGAGCUGCGGGACGAGCAGCAGAAGGAGCUGGAGGCCUUCCUGGGCGUCGUGCGUGGCUUCACGGAGCUCAAGGACCGCCUCUCCGCGAAGCGGCUCCGCGAGCUCGCUGCGGAGGCGAAGGCAGAGGCGAAGGCCAAGGCGGAGGCGGAGGCCGAGCAGGCGAAGCUGGAGGCGGAAGCUGCUGAGAAGGCAAGGAUCGAGGCAGAAGAGGCCCAGAAAGCAAGGAUCGAGGCGGAAGCGGCCGAAAAGGCAAAGAUGGAGGCGGAAGUGGCUGAGAAGGAGACCACUCAGGCGGAAGCUGCGGAGGCUGUGCCGGAGAGUGCGCCGGAGGCAGUGCCUGAGCAGAUGGAGGUUCAGCCCGAGGCUGUGCCCAUGGAGGCCUAG